UCCGGUACAUUUUUCAAAACUUAUUAGGGUACAACAACCAUAGGCUAUCAUUCAGACACCGAGGGAAUAAGAACGGUAUCCACUUCUUAUCCUAGGAACCUGUAUUUUUAUUAUGGAUCAUAAUUAACUGGCAUUUUGUGCGUGACUAUUCAUCUGAAUUGAUUCCCAGGCCAACCCCCCUCUGCGUAUAAUAAAUAAAUAAAUAAAAAGGCACGCAGAGUCACAUGCGUAUCGUGGUGCGUCGCUUUUGGACUCGAGGCACAUUUAUUAAAAAUGAUCGCGUCCAGAGUCUACCGUUGAGUCGAUACGAGAACACCGUAACCGUGCCACGGCAAAGGUUAGUAUAGUCUAUAGGCGACUGUCCUCUCUGGGCCUAUUUGUCUAGGCUGAAUAAACGGUCAAAUGAGAAGGACGGAUUCACACAUAUACAUGACUUCUCUACGAGACUAGGCUAUAUGCAGCAGAGAGUGAGUAAGGCGCGGGUUGAUAGAAAUAGGCUAAAUGCCGGCUUUUACCGGGGUUGUUGAUAUCUCAACGGCCGGUUGCGCGCUGCCUUAUAUCCUGUUUCAGUUUCUUGACUGCUGACGUGACACCUGGAGAGGGCUCUCUCGUUCUUUCCGUGAUUGACCGGAGAAAGGCUCGAGGGCUGUGUAGUCAGGACGGACUUGGGCUGCCCCGGUGGAAACGGCUUUCCUGUUGUGUUGUCUGAAGGCGGACCGGUGUUGAGCGUUCCUGGGAGUGUGUAUCCCGCGAAAGGAAGGUGGAAGGAAAGGCUCCGCAGAGAGAAAGCAGCAGCUGGCUAAACCACGAACCGUCCAGGCAAAAACAGUCUUCAGACUGAGACACUCACCGCCGAGAGAGAGAGAGAAGGAGAGCUGGACCAAAACGAAAUCAUUUUCUGACCUAAUGAAUAUCUAGCCUUUUCUCCUGCUAAAGCCCUAAGUUUGUUACCAGCUCUAGUCCUUUGCUGCUAGCCUUCUACCCAGCGAACCAUGGCCCAGGUCGGGAACGGAUCUGGGAAUAACGCCGACGAUGAGGAUUGUUUUGAAGAUGCCUACGACCGGAUACCCGUGGCUGGUAAGAUGGAUUUGAAGACUUCCAUAGAAGAGUGUUCUAUGGCUCUGAACCUGGUCCUGAACAACAAAUUCUCUGAGGCCCUGGACCUCCUCAAACCAUGGUGGAAGGACAGUAUGUAUCACGCUCUGGGCUACAGUUCUAUCCUGGUGAUGCAGGCUGCCAUGACGUUUGAACACAGAGACAUACAGACAGCCAUGGCCGUCAUCAAAGAGGCCUUAACAACCUGCCAGAGGUUCAGGAAGAGAAACUCUGUGGUGGAGUCUAUCUCCAGUCUGGUGACCAAACAGUCUAAUGACCACCUCAGAGAAGAGGAGAUGCAUGCAGAGAUCUGCUAUGCUGAGUGCCUACUGCAAAAAGCCACGCUCACCUUUGUACAGGAUGAAAACAUGAUCAGCUUUAUCAAAGGAGGGAUCAAAAUACGCACAAGUUUCCAGAUUUACAAGGAAUGUCAGAAUAUUCUGAAUGUGACUCAGGACCAUAGCAGUGAAUCAUUCAGGCAGUUCGAAGGAGGCGUUCGACUGGGUAUCGGAUCCUUCAACCUGAUGCUGUCCCUCCUUCCUCAGAGGAUCCUCAGGUUGCUGGAAGUCAUCGGCUUCUCUGGCAACAGAGACUUUGGUCUGUCAGGUUUAACUGGGUCCAGUGGUUCCCUGGUACAGGGUUCUAUUCUGGUUCUAUCAUUAAAAUUCUAUCAUGGUUCUAUACAGUUGAUUUGUGGUACUGGAGAAGGAAACCUUGUAGAGGCAGAAGCCUUACUGGGACCUUACCUCGAGAAGUUCCCUAAUGGUUCUAUCAUUCUGUUUUAUUCUGCUCGGAUUGCUGUGCUCAGGGGAAACUUCGAGAAGGCCCAGUUAAAGUUUGAGGAGUGUAUCUUAGCCCAGUCUCAGUGGAGACAGAUUCACCACCUGUGUUACUGGGAGUUGAUGUGGAGUCACUCCUUCACUCAGGACUGGCUGCAGGCAUACAGAUAUGCUGACCUGCUCUGUAAGGAGAGUCGCUGGUCCAAGGCCAUCUAUGUCUACCAGAAGGCUGCUAUCCUCUCUAUGUUGCCUGAAGAGGAGAUCAAGAAGACUGGAGAGAACGUGGUCGAGCUGUUCAGGCAGGUAGAGGGGCUGAAGCAGAGACUAGCAGGGAAGUCCAUACCUACUGAGAAGUUUGCAGUGAGGAAAUCACGAAGAUACAACGCCAGAAACCCUGUCAAACUGGUGGUCCCAGCACUGGAGAUGAUGUACGUAUGGAAUGGUUUCACCAUUGUAGGGAAGAGAGCAGACACCACAGAGAGUCUCCUCAUCACCAUAGAGAAGACAGAGGAGGAGCUACGCAACGACCCCAGUCCGUCAGAGUACCAUCCUGAUGACCAGUGUCUGGUUCAGAUGUUAAAAGGCCUCUGUCUUAAACACCUGGGAAGACUACUGCAGGCCGAGCUCUGCUUCACACAGGUUCUGUCCAGUGAGCGGAGAAUCAGAUUUGACCACUACCUGAUCCCCUUCACCCUGUAUGAGUUGGGUCUACUCUACAAACAACAGGGGGACUUCAUCAAGGCCACACGAUACAUAGAGAACGCCAAGUUGAACUACAAGGACUACUCCAUGGAGUCCAGGCUUCACUUCCGGAUCCACGCAGCUCUCAACAGUCUCAAGGGAUCGCCUGUCAGCACACCAUAACUACAGCCCAACUACAGCCCAACUACAAUCAGACUACAACCGAUUUUACACCAUAACUACAGCCCAACUACAAUCGAUUUUACACCAUAACUACAGCCCAACUACAAUCGAUUUUACACCAUAACUACAGCCCAACUACAAUCGAUUUUACACCAUAACUACAGCCCAACUACAAUCGAUUUUACAGAACAGAUUUUACAGAUUUUUUACAGAACCUU
Molecule: messenger RNA, 2956 nt
Organism: Oncorhynchus nerka (sockeye salmon)
Lineage: Eukaryota; Metazoa; Chordata; Actinopteri; Salmoniformes; Salmonidae
Product: tetratricopeptide repeat protein 39B
Exons: 21
Coding region: 993-2738 (581 amino acids)
Molecular function (GO): protein binding
Source: RefSeq, a predicted model, not a curated record